AUGGCCAACAGAGAUAGAGAUUCAAGUUAUAAAGAGGAUGUUUCGUCACCAAAUAAUAAAGAUGACUCUUCGCAAAGCACUCAAUAUUCGUUAAACCAAGACGACUCUUCACAGAGCACUGAACAUACACCAAAUCAAGUUGACAAUCCCGACACUCUUUACGAAAUAGUCUCAACUUCAGGCAUUUCAUCACAUUCGGUCACCCCGUCAUCAUCAAAGAAGAAAAAAGGCGAUGAAUUAUCAAUUUUAAUACAAAAACAUAUGAAAAAUCAAGAUUUUCGAAAAGAAAGGCAAGAAUUAAAAGAACUUUUAAAACCAACGGACUGCGAUGAUACUGAUCAUUUUUUUCUUUCAAUGGCGAAAACAUUUAAAAAAUUACAAAAUUACAUGCAAGUUCCUUUAAAAAGGAAACUUUUUAAUAUGAUUAGCGAAGCCGAAGAAUCUUACGUGCUGUAA
Messenger RNA from Parnassius apollo (apollo), 456 nucleotides. The record is from the annotation of a GenBank genome assembly. Lineage: Eukaryota; Metazoa; Arthropoda; Insecta; Lepidoptera; Papilionidae.